Messenger RNA from Dictyostelium purpureum, 1119 nucleotides. RefSeq lists its product as uncharacterized. The record is from RefSeq and is a predicted model, not a curated record. NCBI's taxonomy places the organism in Eukaryota, Evosea, Eumycetozoa, Dictyosteliales, Dictyosteliaceae. Bases 1 to 1119 code for a protein of 372 amino acids. The transcript is spliced from 2 exons. Gene Ontology annotation, biological process: apoptotic DNA fragmentation. Gene Ontology annotation, molecular function: deoxyribonuclease II activity.
AUGAAAAAAUUUAUUUUUGUACUAUUAUUUUUAAUUAAUAUUUCAAUAGGCUUUUCAUCAUCACUUAAAAUCAAUUGUUUAAAUGAAAAUGGAAAGCCAGUAGAUUGGUGGGUAAUUCAAAAGCAACCUGUUGUAAAAACAAUGACAGGAAGAUUCAAAUCAGGUUUAGGUUAUUUAUAUGCUGACGAAAAUAACCCAAAAUUUCAAGUACCAUCAACCACAACACUUAAUGAUACCAAUGCAUUAUCACACACUUUAAAUCAAAUCUAUCAAAAUAAAAACAGUGAUGAUCUUUUAUGGUUCAUGUACAACGACCAACCACCACAAGGUACAGCAGAUAGUUAUUAUGCACAUAGUAAGGGUGUUGUUGCUUUUACCGAAAAUGAAGGUUUUUGGCUCAUUCAUAGUGUUCCACGUUUCCCACACGACCCAAAUCACGAAGAUUUUUAUUAUCCAAAGAACGAAAUAAACAAUGGUCAAUCAUUUUUAUGUGUUUCGUAUAAUGCUGUUGACAACUUUGCAAAAAUUGCCGAAAAGAUUUUUGUAAAUAGACCAUUUAUCUAUGCCUUUAAUAUGCCAUUGAAUGUUAAUCUUCCAUCAACCUCAAUUAUCCAAAGUGUUAUUAAGGGUAGUUAUUCUAGUGUCUCGGUCACUGAUGAUACCAUCCUCACCUCUGCCAAAGGAAAUGAAUUCCAAGUUUUUGCUAAAAAUGCCGCUUGGGGUCUUGAUCUUUAUGAAGAUUUAAUUCAAGCAACUUUAAAACAAGAUAUGGUUGUAACUUCAUGGAGAUUGGGUAAAAAAACUUCAGUUAUGCCAUCAUAUUGUUCAAAUACUGGUAAUUUCACCUAUGAUAGUAUGAACACUUUAACCUUUUCAUUUUAUUCAGAAUAUGAUGGUCAAGUCUCAUGGAAAUACACUAAAGAUCACAGUAAAUAUGCCCUUUCUAUUGACGAAGAGGAAUCUUAUAUUUGUAUUGGUGAUGUAAACAGAAUGUAUACCCAAUGGAGAAGAGGUGGUGGUUCAGCUUGUUUUGUCAAUAAAUCAUUAUGGAAUUCAUACAGAGAUUUUAUUGCAACAAUUGAUGGAUGUGAUAAUGAUAGCAGCUCCGAUUAUUAUUAA